Alternaria rosae is the source of this 1485-nucleotide messenger RNA. RefSeq names its product NAD kinase. Gene Ontology annotation, biological process: NAD+ metabolic process; NADP+ biosynthetic process. Gene Ontology annotation, molecular function: NAD+ kinase activity. Bases 1 to 1485 code for a protein of 494 amino acids. Lineage: Eukaryota; Fungi; Ascomycota; Dothideomycetes; Pleosporales; Pleosporaceae. The record is from RefSeq and is a predicted model, not a curated record. The transcript has 5 exons.
AUGUCGACAAGUUAUUUCGACCAGCUGAGCCCUGGCGUGCAGGAAGCAAUCGAGAGCGAGUUUGGAGACCAAGACACCAAGAAUAUCACCAAAGUGACCAGCCAUGACGAUGCGCUAGAGGUCGUCUUCGAAGGCGGAUAUAACGGCCAUCGUCGCAAAGCUUCCCUCGCUCCCCCUCCCUCUGGCAAAAUGACGUCCCGCCCCGAAAACGGUCGCCGCACCACCGCGUGUAUCGUACACUCCUUACUCGAAAAGCACGAUGGCUUGCCCGUACAAGAUCACUCGCAGUCGCACGAAAGUCUCGCGCAAGAACGGCGCGUGGACAAAGACCCAGCCUCUGCGCGCUCGGAGCAGACGCAACAUUCGCGGCUGUUGACCAAGAAGGAGCUGUCCGAUAUGGCAUUCGGAAUACGCGAGUUGUCGAAGAAGCUGUCGCAGAUCAGGCUUAAGCUGCAUGUGAAGAACAUCUUCAUUCUGGGCAAAGCGCACGAUGAGGCCUUGAUCAAGAACUCGCGCGAGGUGACCGACUGGCUUCUGCGGAAGGACUCGGAGUAUACCGUCUACGUCGAGCAGACGCUGGAGGACAACAAGAUCUUCAACGCUGCUGGCCUGUUAGAGAACGAGGGGUUCCAAGGGCGGCUCAAAUUCUGGACGAACGAGAUGUGCGCUCAAAAGCCACAGACUUUUGACAUUGUCCUAGCGCUCGGUGGUGACGGCACAGUCUUGUAUGCGUCAUGGCUCUUCCAGCGCAUCGUACCCCCAACGAUUGCUUUCUCGCUAGGCUCGCUCGGCUUCCUCACCAAAUUCGAUUUCGAACUAUACCCGCAAUCCCUAUCUACUGCAUUCGCAGACGGCAUCACAGUCAGCCUGCGUCUCCGCUUCGAAGCUACCGUCAUGCGAUCCCAACAACGGGACGGUGAGGGUCGUGAUCUGGUCGAAGAACUCAUUGGGGAGGAAAUCGACGACCACCAUACACACUACUCCGAUGGUACACACAAUAUCUUGAAUGAGGUGGUCGUAGACCGGGGCCCAAACCCUACCAUGUCGUCGAUUGAGUUGUUUGGAGACGACGAGCAUUUCACAACUGUGCAGGCGGACGGCAUCUGUGUCUCUACGCCCACGGGCUCGACUGCGUACAAUCUUGCGGCAGGCGGAUCACUCUGCCACCCCGACAAUCCCGUGGUUCUUGUCACUGCCAUCUGUGCGCAUACGCUCUCCUUCCGCCCCAUUAUCCUACCCGAUACUAUAGUGCUCCGGUGCGGUGUACCAUACGACGCGAGGACGAGUUCAUGGGCCAGUUUUGACGGCAGAGAAAGGGUCGAACUCAAACCAGGCGACUACGUCACGAUUAGCGCAAGUCGGUUCCCGUUCCCCAGCGUGCUGCCGCUGAACAAGAGGAGAACGGAUUGGAUCGACAGUAUCUCGAGGACUCUGCAAUGGAAUAGUAGGCAAAAACAGAAGGCGUUUAAGGAGUGGAGUUCAUAG